AUGGCCGUUUCUUUAGGAGUUUCUAACAUCGUUCUAAAGACUGUCUGUUUAAUCCUUGUACUCAUAUCCCUGGUCGGCAACACGCUGGUCAUUCUAACUGUUCUUCUAAACAAAGCUAUGCAAACCACGCUCAACUACUUACUGGUCAACCUGGCCGUAGCCGAUAUGAUGUUCGCUUUGAGCACUGGUUUAAAGAAAGGACUUUUUCCAUACCUAACCCACCCAGAAGGAAACGCAGGACGCUGGUCGUGUGCUUGGGUUACACACGGAGACUUAGCUUGGUUUGGUGCUGCUGCCUCCAUUUUGUUUUUGGUUUACAUCGCCGUUGAACGUUACUUCGCCAUUAUCCAUCAACUUCGUCAUCGAGGAAGAUUUACCAGAGGGCGUCUGAAAUUAGUCAUUGGCAUUCCAUGGUUUGUCUCCAUUGUGAUCAACACGGCUGAAUUCUGGGAGAUCCGGUAUUAUUAUUUCGACUCAGGCUUGUGCAAAAGGUAUGGUAACAAAAGCACCACGGAAGAAAAAUUUAUUAAAGCGUACAGCCUCAUUUGGAUGCUUCUCGCAGGAGCGAUUCCUCCAUGUAUCAUGACGGCUUUCCUUCGUCAUCGCAAACAAGUGACCGUGACGCUGCUGAUGGUUGGCGCCAUCUACGCAUUCUGUUGGAUUCCGUCCCAGAUAAGUUUCGUCACAGAGAACUGGGGCCUGCCUGUACCAUGGUUCAAUGUGGCAGGACACGUUUUGGUUGUUCUGAACUCGUGUGUUAAUCCUGUGGUGUACAGUUUCCGCCUGAAGAGCUUUCGGCAACAUCUGCGCAAUAUUAUGCAGUGCAAGAAGAGACGACAAAUCAGGGCACUGCCUGGUCUAACGAUGCCAGGGACUGCAAAUGUUGUGCACAAAACGUCUGCCGCAGAGCAAACCAUAGUAGAACUUGCACAUCUCAACCACACAAGCAUGUAA
Molecule: messenger RNA, 954 nt
Organism: Stylophora pistillata
Lineage: Eukaryota; Metazoa; Cnidaria; Anthozoa; Scleractinia; Pocilloporidae
Product: allatostatin-A receptor
Biological process (GO): G protein-coupled receptor signaling pathway
Cellular component (GO): membrane
Molecular function (GO): G protein-coupled receptor activity
Source: RefSeq, a predicted model, not a curated record